This is a messenger RNA of Sclerotinia sclerotiorum 1980 UF-70, 147 nucleotides long. RefSeq lists its product with no specific name. The transcript has a single exon. The coding region runs from base 1 to 147 and encodes 48 amino acids. The record is from RefSeq and is a predicted model, not a curated record. NCBI's taxonomy places the organism in Eukaryota, Fungi, Ascomycota, Leotiomycetes, Helotiales, Sclerotiniaceae.
AUGGGAGCUUUUACUGGUGCGACUGGACACGACUGGGCCCUGGCAAACAAGAUUAAAGCUCGUCUAAUUCUAAGAGUGGGAGUGGGGGAAAGGGCAGACAAUGAGAGCUUUGGAACAACUUGGAAGAAGGGUUUGCGAUCCUCGUGA